AUGGAGUUUGGUGCAAGGAUGGGGAUCAAGGAAGAGCUUAUGGAUCUGGAUUAUGGGCUUCAUUUCCAGCUUGAAUCAUUAAACUCAAAACUCAACAGAACAAAAAUUGAAAAUCCAUGGUUUUUGUUUGGCGUUUCUUAUGUUGGAGCUCUUAGUGCAUGGUUUCGUUUGAAGUUCCCUCAUCUCACAUGUGGGAGUCUUGCAAGUUCUGCUGUAGUUAAUGAUGUUUACAAUUUCACUGAAUUUGAUCAACAUGUUGGUGACUCAGCAGGACCUGAAUGUAAAGCCGUAUUACAAGAAGUUACUCAACUUGUUGAAGAAAAGCUUGCAUCAAAUAGUAAAGCAUUGAAGACCAAAUUUGGUGCUACUCAUCUGAAAAUAGAUGGCGACUUUUUGUAUUUUCUAGCAGAGGUUGCAUCCAUAGCUAAAGCGUAUGCAAAAUACGUGAAGGAAUAUUAUAUAGGAAGUUAUGGAGCAGAUGUUGAAUCGUAUAACCAAGAAAAUCUGAAAAAGACAAAGCCAAAUGUGCAUGAAUGUGCUGACCGGUUAUGGUGGUUCCAAGUUUGUAGUGAAGUUGCAUAUUUCCAGGUCUUGCGGAUGAAAACGAAUUUGUACGUGAGGCUGCACUUGGAGCUGGACACAUACUGGUGGACACAUACCCUUAUCAGUUUCCUUGAUUUACAGGGUGUCUGUAUUGGACUGAGUGAAGUGAUGGCUAGUGCUGGUAGGACCCAUUUGUUAAGUUUCAUGGAUGAUCUUAUUCCCACCAUUCAUACAGCUCUAUGUGAUAGUGCUUUCAAUGCACAUGCUAUAGGAGCUGUUGCGGAGGUUGCAGGUGCUGGUUUAAAUGUCCAUCUUUCAACAGUUCUUAAAGCUUUGCUCUCUGCAAUGGGAGAUGAUGAUCAUGCGGAGGUCCAAAAUCUUGCAAAGAAGGCUACAGAAACUGUGGUGUUGGCUGCCUGGGAAGCACUGUCUAGAGUUGUUGGUUUAGUCCCGAAAGAAGUUCUCCCAUCAUAUAUAAAAUUAGUUCGUGAUGUUGUAUCCACAUCUAGAGACAAGGAACGUAGAAAGAAGAAGGGUGGACCAAUUGCUAUACUUGGGUUAUGUCUCCCAAGGGCUCUUCAACUAUUGCUUCCCAUAUACCUUCAGGGCCUAAUAAGCGGGUCUGCAGAAUUGAGAGAACAGACUGCUCAAGGUAUUGGAGAAUUAAUUGAAGUAACAAGUGAAAAAGCACUCAAGGAGUUUGUUAUCCCUAUUACAGGGUACCUGAAGGAUAUGGAAUUGGGUGUUUUGAGUGACAUGGCUGACAUUCAUAAAAAACUUGCUGGAAGCCUGGAAGUUACUAAAGAAACAGAAACAAGGGUGAAUAAGCAUAAAGCAAAUCUUACACUUCAAUGUCUAUGGAGAUCAAAGGUAGCAAGGAAAGAAUUAAAAAUGUUGAAGCUGGCUGCAAGAGAUGCUGGAGCCCUUAGAGAAGCUAAGGACAAACUGGAGAAGUGA
Molecule: messenger RNA, 1500 nt
Organism: Lactuca virosa
Lineage: Eukaryota; Viridiplantae; Streptophyta; Magnoliopsida; Asterales; Asteraceae
Source: the annotation of a GenBank genome assembly